UUAAAGUGGGGUAGAAAAAAAUAGUGCGCUGUCUCUUUAAGGUCCUUCAGCUAGUCUGUUUCGUAUUGAUCAAUCCACCAUUUUCCAACACACAGCGGCGGCAGUGCUAACACAGCUCCGGCAGCGAGAGAGAGAAGAGAGCCUCCCCUCUACCUGGAGAGGAAGCCGGGGACCGGGGCAGUCAUGGCAGCGAACAUGUACCGGGUUGGAGAUUAUGUUUAUUUUGAGAACUCGUCCAGUAACCCACUGCUGAUCAGAAGGAUAGAGGAGUUGAACAAGACAGCCAAUGGGAACGUGGAGGCCAAAGUGGUGUGUUUUUACCGACGCAGGGACAUCUCCGGCACACUCAUCGCCCUGGCAGACAAACAUGCAAGGGAGCUGGAGGAGGAGAUGGAGAAUCCAGAGAUGGCGGACCUCCCCGAGAAACACAAACACCAGCUCAGACACCGAGAGCUCUUCCUGUCCCGCCAACUGGAGUCUUUACCUGCCACACACAUCAGGGGGAAGUGCUGUGUGACUCUGCUGAACGAGACAGAAGCCCUGAAGUCUUACCUGGACAGAGAGGAUGCCUUCUUCUACUCGCUGGUGUAUGACCCUCAGCAGAAGACUCUGCUGGCUGAUAAGGGGGAGAUCCGCGUGGGGAACAAGUACCAGGCCGACAUCACCGACCUCCUGAAAGAAGGCGAGGAAGAUGGCAGAGACUUGGAGAAACUAGAGGAGAAGAUCUGGGACUCCACCAGCCUACUGACGGAGAAACAGAUCGACCAGUUCUUAGUAGUAGCUCGGUCGGUAGGAACAUUCGCCAGAGCGUUGGACUGCAGCAGCUCAGUCCGGCAGCCCAGCCUGCACAUGAGCGCUGCUGCAGCCUCCAGAGACAUCACCUUGUUUCAUGCUAUGGACACCCUCCACGCCACGAGCUACGACAUGACCCGGGCCAUCUCAGCGCUGGUGCCUCAGGGUGGGCCCGUCCUCUGUAGGGAUGAGAUGGAGGAGUGGAGCGCAUCGGAGGCCAACCUGUUCGAGGAGGCGCUCGAGAAAUACGGCAAAGACUUCACCGACAUCCAGCAGGACUUUCUGCCCUGGAAGUCCCUGACGAGUAUUAUCGAGUAUUACUACAUGUGGAAGACCACAGACAGAUAUGUACAGCAGAAACGAUUAAAAGCAGCCGAGGCAGAGAGCAAGUUGAAGCAAGUCUACAUCCCUAACUACAACAAGCCAAACCCCAACCAGCUGAGCAACAAUGUAAAACCAGCUCUGGUCAACGGGGCCGCCAUUGCAGGUGUACCUGGCGUGCAAGGGGUGCAAGGGGUUCCGGGGGUCCCAGGGGUGCAAAGUGUCCCGGGGGUCCCAGGUGUCCCAGGGGUCCCAGGUGUCCCAGGGGUCCCAGGGGUCCCAGGAGCUCCAGGCACAGCGCAGACCCCCGCCCUCGGCAGAGCCUGUGAAAGCUGCUACACCAGCAGCUCCUACCAGUGGUACUCGUGGGGACCUCCAAACAUGCAGUGUCGUCUCUGCGCCUCCUGUUGGACUUACUGGAAGAAGUACGGCGGGCUGAAGAUGCCCACAAGACUGGACGGAGAGAGACCUGGACCUAACCGCAGCAGCAUGAGCCCCCAUGGCCUCCCCAUGCGACACAGCGGCAGCCCCAAGUUUGCAGUGAAGACGCGACAGGCUUUCUACCUGCAGACCACCGGCCUGACGCAGAUGGCACGGCGCAUCUGCCAUGACAUCAUCAGGCCGCGGUUUCUGGCAAGGCACCCCUACCUCCCUGUCAACACGGCAGCCAUAAAGGCCGAGUGUGCCAUGCGGUUGCCAGAUGAGAAAAAAAAGCCUCCACCACUGAAACCUGUGGACCGUAAACCCCUGGAGUCUGUGGUGCGGUAUUUAGAAGCACAUCCCCGUCCAGCCAAACCAGACCCUCCGAUUCGUGGAGCGUCCAUCUCCACAGGCAGCCUGACGCCCAUAAAGUCCUCCCCCAUCCUCAACAACGGCUCCCCCACCAUCCUGGGCAAACGCAGCUACGAACAGCACAACGGAAUGGAUGGCUCUAAAUCCAAAAUGCUGACUCCACAGUGGGACAUCAUGGCCAAACGUCUGAGCGAAGGGCCACGGCCCUCCGUCUCCCUGCAGGACGAGGUGCAUGAGCUGGACUGAGCACUCUGUGGGACAACGUCUGCUACAAACCCAGUGGGCAGAGGGUGACAUGGAGAGGCGUUUUCCUCUGAACCCCAGCGAGGCCGCUGAGCAGACGGCAGCGUUGUUAAGUCGUACGGGUCUGUCACUCUGCUGGAGACCAACGUAAACAUCCGUUUGGCUGCGGUCAUUCACAAGAUGAGCCUGACUGUACAGGACUGUGUUUAUUACUUACAAUUCUCGUUAUUACUGUCAUUGUAAUUAUUGUUAUUGUUAUUAUAAUUUUUUUUUUACCAACUAUAACUCCGCUUAUUGUUUGUCGAUCAAACGAUGGAACUUGUGAAGUUUCAUGAAAAUUUGCUUGCAGAGCCCUGUGGAAAAGGGUGGAAGGACUGUAACAUAAGCCACUCGCAUCUUCUAUGUUUUGUUUCUUAACAAGUUAAAUUCAACAAGGAGGCCGACUUUUAUUUCAGCGAGUUAACUCCUUGUCUUUUGUUUCAACAAAUUUGAAUGCUUUACGGGAAAUCUUCAGUUUUGUGAGCCGGCCCCGCUCUUCGGCCAGAGAGGUUUAACUUAUUGAGAAAGACUUGCUGUUUUUUCUACCUUUUUCACAAGUAAUGCAUCUAUGCUUAGAUAAUGUAAUUAAAAAAGAUAAUUGAUUUUCCCUCUUCUUUUGGUGUCUGUGCACAGAGGUGAACGGUGUUUUCUUACUCACACACGUAUGCAAACAGGGUAUAUGCAAAACGAGUUGCAAAUUGCUUUAUAUGUUUUGAAUCUGAAAAAUGAUCAGUAUUAGGAAAAGGUUGAAUGCGAAAUACAGCCAUGUUUUGUAAGAAAACUUCAAAAACAGCCACAAACCAGGAAUGUGUUCUGCUUUCAUGUCCAGUCCUUUUGUCAAUGUGUUUAUUUUUAUGUUCAUAAGUAGCCUGUCUUGAUAUAAACAUCAACCAUAGGUCGUUAUAAGAAAAUACAAAGAUCCAAACAUCUGUUA
Eleginops maclovinus (Patagonian blennie) is the source of this 3121-nucleotide messenger RNA. It is a transcript of the gene mta1, whose product is annotated as metastasis associated 1. NCBI's taxonomy places the organism in Eukaryota, Metazoa, Chordata, Actinopteri, Perciformes, Eleginopidae. The record is from RefSeq and is a predicted model, not a curated record. Bases 184 to 2151 code for a protein of 655 amino acids. The transcript is spliced from 18 exons. Gene Ontology annotation, cellular component: nucleoplasm; NuRD complex. Gene Ontology annotation, molecular function: sequence-specific DNA binding; chromatin binding; transcription corepressor activity. Gene Ontology annotation, biological process: negative regulation of transcription by RNA polymerase II; response to ionizing radiation; double-strand break repair.